Molecule: messenger RNA, 1142 nt
Organism: Eutrema salsugineum
Lineage: Eukaryota; Viridiplantae; Streptophyta; Magnoliopsida; Brassicales; Brassicaceae
Product: agamous-like MADS-box protein AGL30
Exons: 10
Coding region: 1-1050 (349 amino acids)
Biological process (GO): regulation of transcription by RNA polymerase II
Molecular function (GO): protein dimerization activity; RNA polymerase II cis-regulatory region sequence-specific DNA binding; DNA-binding transcription factor activity, RNA polymerase II-specific
Source: RefSeq, a predicted model, not a curated record
AUGGGUCGAGUGAAGCUAAAGAUAAAGAAACUAGAGAACCUUACUGCACGUCAAGUUACGUAUGCGAAAAGAAAACAUGGGAUCAUAAAAAAGGCUAAAGAGUUAUCGAUUUUAUGCGAUGUAGAUGUUGUGCUUCUCAUGUUCUCUCCUGUGGGAAAGGCUUCACUGUGCUGCGGGAAACACAGUAUUGGAGAAGUCAUUGCCAAGUUUGCUCAACUCACUCCUCAAGAAAGGGCAAAGAGGAAGUUGGAAACUCUUGAAGCCUUGAAGAAAACAUUUAUAAAGCUUGACCACGAUGUAAAUAUAGCAGAGUUUCUGGACAGAAUCGCAACCGGGAACUUUCAGGUUCUUAGAGAAAAAGUCAGGUUUCUGCAAACACACUUAUCAGAAUUACACACACGACUAAGCUAUUGGACCGAGCUAGAGAAGAUUGACAACGUAGAUGAUUUACAGCAACUAGAAAAUUCACUAAGAAAAUCUUUGUAUCAAAUCCGUGCUCAUAAGGUUAACAUGCUGCAAGUGCAACACCAGCAGGAUCAAUUUAUGUCCUCGGAAUGCAAAAAUCAGUUGCAGAACGAUAUAGAUCUAGAUUUUGGAAUGGAGAUGGAACAACAACUUGAGAGUUUCUCAUGGGUUCGUAACGAUGAAAACAUGAAUGUUCCUGUAAAAGAAAAAGACCCAAAUCCACAGUUUCAUCACACGUACAAUGACCUAACUUGCUCCGCAAGUUCAUCUCUUGAAAGUUACUCAGGACUCUUUGGUAAAAGCUCAGAUACCAGCAGACCAAAACUAGAAACCGGCGGCAUUCCCGGGACAUCUGCUGAUCCAAACCUGCAAUUCAGCAAUCUCAGCUUCCUAGAUGAUUCAAAGCUUCAGCAACUAGCUGAGUGGAAUCUUUUAGGAACUCCAGCGGAUUACUACGUUAGCCAGAUCUUGGAAGCAUCUUAUAGGCCUCAGUUUGGAGGAAACUGGGCUUCUUCUGAGACGUUAACAACUUAUCCUGUUUCUGUCUUUGAUGAGCCUCUGUUCUCACGGCAGCCAAACUUAUAAGUAUCUCCGGCAUAAAAACGAAGUGUUGAUCCGAAAACGCGUCUUGAAAGAAGCUAAGUUGAUACGUUACAGGGACACAUACUAAAAGAUAC